AUGAAGUUGAAGUUAAUAGUGAAUGGUUGCGAAGCACCAGAUGACUAUAAAUUAUUGAGAACUACUAUCAAUACGGUAGCCUCAUUGAGAAAGACAGCUAUUUUAAGAUUCAAUAGCGAAAGGUUGACCAUAAUAUCCACUCCCAAAUCGUCACUGAAUAGUAGUAGCAAUGGUACAAUACUACGCGGAGACACUGGACAACUAUGGUGUACUAUUCCUCAGGAUGUGUUUAGACUGUAUACAGUCAUAUCCGCUCGCGAACUAAAUACAAUAACAAUGGAGUGCAAUUGUGACUCUUUAUUGAGUGUUUUCAAAAGAUACGACCGCGUAAUGAAUCAAGGAUCCUCUUCUAAUAUGACUAUAAAGCUGCAGUCAAUGCCUGAAUGGAAUACAAAUAACGGAACACUUUCAGGAGGAACAGCCGGAGGUGUGGAUACAACAUCAAAACCAAACCCUAUUUGUGCAUUGGGUGUAACUUUUGAAGAAAUUGUUCAUACUGGCGGUCCCAAUGAUGCUGUGGUCAUGAAUGGGGGAAUAGAUGAUCAAAAUGGCUUGCCGACGACAGUAGCGACAGGAAAUUUACUUGCAAGUAACAAGGUUAUUAUGCACUCGUUUAAGGUGCCAGUAAAAUUAUUGUUUCGUGCUCAGGACACGCGAAUACAGGAGCCCAUGAUCAACUAUAUUCAGUUAAUGAUGUACAAACUGCCGCCGAUUUCUGGUGAGUUCGGUUCUGCCUUUCAUGGGUUUAUAAGACGUGUCGAACGGUAUACUAACGUUAAUCACAUUCAUUUAACUGGAAUCAAGAAGAAAAAGCAGGGCGACGAGGGAGAUGAUGUGGAGUUGAAAAUAAUUGUGAAUGAGUUAGAUUGGCAUUUGGAAAUAUGUUGGAAUGGACCCUUAGACUCAGUGAUACAACAACAAGAGAGUAGUUCUGCCAAUCCUUCCCAAAAUCAUAAUAUGGACAUCCAUCCUGAGCAUGAACAAGAAUCUCUUCCCAUGAUUGAUACUGACAAACCGAUGUCUUCGCUAUAUACCAAUACUAGAGAUAGAGAGAUAGAGGAGAAUGCUCGUUAUGAUGAAGACCUGUUGAGGAUUGAAGACAGUGAAAUUGCUGAUACGCGAAAUAAUUACACUACUGACAACAGCGACGAUACAAGAUUCAAUGAUGUGUCUGUAAUGGUAGAAAAGGCGGAACAAGAGAGUUCGUCCACUCAUGAAGUAAUUAUCCGCUGCAAAGAUUGGAAAGUCUGUUCCAAACUAUACGCAGCGUUCGAGGAAGUUGUUUUGGCAAUUUCUCACGACGAAUCUUGUGUAUUCCAUUGUUCGCUGGACCGUGGUAGUUUGGAGGACAGCGAGGACGUGGAAAAGCCAAGGGAAAGAGGUCAGAUCAUAUAUUACAUGGCAAGAUCAAAAGGUUUGUGA
This is a messenger RNA of Saccharomyces eubayanus, 1422 nucleotides long. RefSeq names its product Mec3p (gene MEC3). Gene Ontology annotation, cellular component: site of double-strand break; checkpoint clamp complex. The coding region runs from base 1 to 1422 and encodes 473 amino acids. The record is from RefSeq and is a predicted model, not a curated record. The transcript has a single exon. NCBI's taxonomy places the organism in Eukaryota, Fungi, Ascomycota, Saccharomycetes, Saccharomycetales, Saccharomycetaceae. Gene Ontology annotation, biological process: nucleotide-excision repair; double-strand break repair via homologous recombination; mitotic intra-S DNA damage checkpoint signaling.